CGGACUGUCGGUGGAAGAACACAGAACACUUCAAGGGCUCUCAGUGCUCGCAUAUCACGUCCUUCUUACUCCUGUAUUUUUUCACCUCCUGUUAUACCCUAUCAAAGCAUCGGCAUGUCUCUUGCAGUGGCAAUUAUGUUGUUUUGCGCUGUCGGCGCCUGGGCUGAAGAUUUGGCUGCUGAAGAGCAGUACAGACCAGCCUACAAGCCAGAGUACCCCUCUUACCAACCGGCAUAUCCGUCGUACCCGUCGUACAGCAAACCAGCCUACCCAUCGUACCCAUCAUACCCAUCGUACCCCGCUUACCCCAAGUACUGCGACCCAAAAGCCGCACCCAAAUGCGCUGAAAACGCGACGGUCGGUUGGUGUUUGACCGACGAGGAAUACCCCACCUACGAAGUCAAGUACGCCAUCGACUACGAUCCUUUAGUGUUGAAGAAAUACGCCGACGUGGCCGACCAGUCAGCCAACGAUUUGGUGGAUGGCGUCAGCAAGGAACAAGAGGAGAAAUUCGAUUAUUCUUUCUACAACGGCAAGCAGUUCGACCAGGGCAACUGGGUCGGUGGUGAGGGUUUCAUCUGCCCCAGCGAGGUGGCCUACUCGCGUCCCCUGCGCGCCAAGAACACGGCCGGUGAGUGGCGCGUCAUCGUCCAGGACAUCGCCUGGCCGACUUACACCCAGACCCAGCGGACCGAGACUUGCUUGUUCCCCGAAGCCGCUUGCCGCACCUUGGCCCCUUGCCACUUGAGCAAGUGCCUCCAGAAGCACACCGUCCACCGCAUGCUCUCCUUCGACCCGUGCGAUGCUUACAAGGGCAUCUUCAUCGACACCUACAAGUUGCCAUCGGCUUGCUCCUGCCACAUCCCAGCCGUCAAGGCCUAAAUUCCAUUCAACCCCCCCAACAAGAUCGGACCCCACCUCCCAAACGACCUCCAGGUAAUACCAGAAACGACAAAAUUAACGAGAGGGACUGCUUCAAAUAAAAACGGUACCGCCAACCGUCCAAAAAUCCUCUCCUCCACAGGGAUCGUUUUCGGUAUUCUCUGGACUUGUCUUUUAUCCAGUCCUCCGAGCCUAUCCUUUCACUCCUUUUUCUUUUCUCUCUUCCCAUUUGUCGUCGUGAUUGCGAGCCACUGAGAGUUCUUGUCAAACAAAAUACAAAAGUAUUUAUGAACGAAA
Molecule: messenger RNA, 1179 nt
Organism: Daphnia pulicaria
Lineage: Eukaryota; Metazoa; Arthropoda; Branchiopoda; Diplostraca; Daphniidae
Product: neurotrophin 1-like
Exons: 5
Coding region: 115-882 (255 amino acids)
Biological process (GO): central nervous system formation; regulation of Toll signaling pathway; innate immune response
Cellular component (GO): extracellular region
Molecular function (GO): growth factor activity; Toll binding
Source: RefSeq, a predicted model, not a curated record